AUGAUAACACUUUCGGCUCCAAUCUUCACAACACUGCCGUACGUUGUUGUGCUGCUUCUGCCGUUAUCCAGUUUGAGACUAUUUGAGCCAUUCCGGAAGAGCUCGACCACUGCAGACAACGCUAAAAUGGUGGGAGAAGACGAUCACCCCUCUACAAUCUCACGGACGAUUCAGCGCGGCCUCGUGUUCCAAUUAACCGAGUUAUUGGCCGUGUAUGUACUGCUCCACCACGUCACGUCGGCCAUGUUCAUCCCGGGUUCGUUGAGCGCGUCCACAACUUGCAACAGCUUUGUACCGCAAAUACUCGCACUAGGAGCGUUCAUUUGUUACUUCGGGCCGUUUGUGGUGCUCUACUACUUUGCUCGCUAUCGAGACCACAUCAUGAUGCAGACCGGAGCCUUCCAGGAGAGUGACCACGCUAGAAACUUCGAACGAAACACAACAGUCGACUCCUCGUUGCGCUCUACCAAGCAAGUAAUGGCGGUAGUUCGUACCCGACUCUACCAUGCGACGCGUCGAGAGUACGGCUUUGACUUAACUGCACUCGACAAGUUUGGUCGCGUUCGGUUCUCGACCGGAAGCUUCUUCUGGUACUUCUAUCGGUUCUUGGUCAAACGUCCGAGUAAUAGCAACGACGACAAGUCUGUGUCGAUCUUCCACUCUACGCUGGUCACACCACUGCAUUGCGCUGUGGCUACGGGGCAACUAGAAACAGUUCGAUGGUUACUCGAGCGAGGAGUGCCAGCUAGAACCUUGGCGCAGGCCUCGUUCCGAUCCACCCGCGUGCCCCCGCUGUUUCUAGCUGAACACGCAGCAAUCGUUCGAGAACUGCUACUGCACGGCGCUGACCCGCUUGUGAUCCCCGAUCAAGGAUUCAUGAACACCAUGACGCCCCUCCAAUUGGCUUACCUUCGAGGGAACUCAACCGUGACUCAAGAGCUCGAGCAAUGGGGGAGUGACGUCGCUCUCACGCCAUUCCACUUGGCAGCAUCACGCAACGACGUGGCUGCUGUACAGGAUUCCCAUGCCAUUCUGCUGAAUGUCAGUGGUCCGGACAAACCCAACUUUGUGUUCCUCUCGCACGGGGACAAACACAAGGCCUUCGUACGACAGCUCACGUCCAAAUUGUCAGCGCUGGGCAUCAAUUGCUACAGUGAUCGGAGCGUCGAGGGGCAGGAUUUCCACUCACGUAUUCAAGUUGCGCAGGAAACGAUAGUACAAUGCACGUGUUUCAUGGUGCCGGUGUCCAGACAGACUCUGAACAGUGAGUUGGUACGCGACCAACUGGCAUUUGCUGAGGAUAAAGGCCGGAUUAUCUUCCCUGUUGUGCUGAAUGAUUUGGACCCUGGGCUGGACAAGCGCUACUCGCUAGCGCGUAAUAAUCUGUUCCACUUCAUGGCGAAUGGCAUGAGUUUCCAUUCCAGUUUUGACAGUCUGGUCGCAUCGUUAAGCCCGUACUUUAAGCGAGGACAUGCACAUGAAUUCCACUGA
This is a messenger RNA of Phytophthora nicotianae INRA-310, 1491 nucleotides long. RefSeq lists its product as hypothetical. Gene Ontology annotation, biological process: signal transduction. The transcript is spliced from 3 exons. Gene Ontology annotation, molecular function: protein binding. NCBI's taxonomy places the organism in Eukaryota, Oomycota, Peronosporomycetes, Peronosporales, Peronosporaceae. The record is from RefSeq and is a predicted model, not a curated record. Bases 1 to 1491 code for a protein of 496 amino acids.